CCUCUCCCGCCUCUCUCUCGCUUUCCCUCUCCCCCUAUUUAUUAUUUACGGAGGAUUACAGUCCCUUUCCCACGCUGCCAUCUCGCCGUGCGGCUCCUCUGCUUUCCGUGCGGGGCGAGCGGCUGGCUAGGAGGGGCUCCUACCACCUAGGGUCUACCGAGAGCCCAGCCAGCAACGGAGGGACUUUCUGCCGGAUUUGCUUUGGGAUUGUACCGGGUUCGCUGGAAGAGCUGCCGUUCUCACAGGAGGGUCCAUCCCAGCCCGAGAGAGGACCUGGCAGGCAGGCUACAAGGUCAUUCCUCCUCCCUUUGGGGCUGUGUGCCAGGCUGGCUGGUGGAUGUGAAGUCACGCUGGAGAAGUCAACAAUGCUGCCUACAACUGCUGGCCACCGGUGGAGGAGCAGAUUCCUCAUGAGGUGGCAAGAGGCUUGUCUGCUUGGCUGUUGGCUGUCGCUAUGUGCUGCUGAGUCCUUCUUUGCUUGUCCUUCCUCCUGCAAGUGUAACAGUGGCAACCUGGAAGUGGACUGUAGUGGCUUGGGCCUCUCUUCCAUCCCCUCAGACAUACCCACAAACACCAGGACCUUCCUCUUUCUCAACAACAAACUCAGCAUCCUGCCGGGAGCAGUGUUUUCCAACCUCUCUGCCCUACAGAGGCUGGAUCUAUCCAACAACUUCUUGGACCAGCUCCCUCAGAACAUCUUCAAUGACCUGGGGAACCUCACGGAACUCCAGCUGAGGAACAACAGCAUCCGGGCCUUGGACAAGGACCUGCUACAACACACGGCCCUGCUGCGCCAGCUGGAUCUCUCCAUCAACGGCCUGGCCCAGAUACCCUCGGGCAUCUUUGACGACUUGCCUGCUCUCCGCUCCCUCUCUCUCAGGUCAAACCGCCUGCAGAGCCUGGACAGGGUGACCUUCGAACCGUUAACCAGCCUGCAGCAACUCCAAGUUGGGGAUAACCCCUGGGAAUGCGACUGCAACCUCCGAGACUUCAAGCACUGGAUGGAGUGGUUCUCCUACAGAGGUGGGAAAAUCGACCAGCUGGCAUGUACCCUGCCCAAGGAGCUGAAAGGGAAGGAUAUGCGAAUGGUGCCCAUGGAAAUGUUUAACUACUGCUCCCAGCUGGAUGAUGAGAACAGCUCUACAGUGCUGGACAAUACUGGCCCGCCCUGCACUAAAGGAAGCCCAACUCCUACCAAAUCUAAAUCAGGCCCAGAAACAGAAGUGGAGCCCAGUGUGGGAUGCCCUCAGAAACAACGAUAUAGGCCUGUGAGCGUGCGCCGGGCUAUAGGCACUGUGAUCAUCGCAGGGGUGGUUUGUGGCAUUGUUUGCAUCAUGAUGGUGGUGGCAGCUGCUUAUGGUUGCAUCUAUGCCUCCCUCAUGGCCAAGUACCACCGGGAGCUGAAGAAGAGGCAGCCACUCAUGGGUGACACAGAAGGUGAACAUGAAGAGCAAAAACAAAUCUCUUCCGUGGCAUGAAACUCUUCUAGGAAGGAAGGGACAGCAACGAACAAAGGUACCUGAGAGCAGUCAAGCAUGGGGUCCUCCCAAAAUACAUCUUCCCAGACAGACAGACAGACAGACUGUGCUAUUGCUCCACUCACCCAAGUAGUGCAACAGGCUUCUGGGGGGGUCAGGGCACCUGGCUCAAUUUCUGUUCCUCUGCCCCAGGCCCAUUUUGUGCCCUUUCAUCCUUGGGCCCUCCCGGACAAAUAAAGUAGAGUCAGACCUCGA
This is a messenger RNA of Leptosomus discolor (cuckoo roller), 1733 nucleotides long. NCBI's taxonomy places the organism in Eukaryota, Metazoa, Chordata, Aves, Leptosomiformes, Leptosomidae. The record is from RefSeq and is a predicted model, not a curated record.